This is a messenger RNA of Pecten maximus, 2966 nucleotides long. RefSeq lists its product as uncharacterized. The transcript has 4 exons. Lineage: Eukaryota; Metazoa; Mollusca; Bivalvia; Pectinida; Pectinidae. The record is from RefSeq and is a predicted model, not a curated record. The coding region runs from base 56 to 631 and encodes 191 amino acids.
AAAAGGUGUGGCCUCCGCAUGAGGUCAGAGGUCAAAGUUCGCUAUAUUUUCUAUUAUGACAGGCGUUGAGAAACACGAUGAAAAGGAUAACACAUUGAUAUCGGGACAGCGGAACAAGACAAACAAGAUGACCAAGGUUAAAAGAGGAGCCAGGAAGCUGUAUACAUUUUCUACGCCAUACAGUCAGUCCACGAUAAGCCAGUCUGCCACAAAUUCAAAUCCACUCCAGCAAACACGGACGCAGGGAAAUGACAAAGGGCAUUUCUUUGACUUGUGUGAUGUAUUAGAUGAAGUUGUAUCUUCAGACAGGCAAGAAAAUAAGUCACAAUCAAAUAAGCAAACUAGAUUAACAAAGAAAGCCAGGAAAGAAGGACCGACAGAGAUGAAAGUCGAUAAAUAUAAACUGACAACAUCCGCAAUUGUAGUGGACGGAUUGGGAAUAGCUGUUCACCAGAAGUCAGUUUCAGCAUCUUCGCCGAAAAAAGCAGCCAGGGCUGUUGAGAAGAAAAUGAUGCGGUUGAAGGUACUCGGAACCAUUUUCAAAAUGAAACAGGAGUUGGACAUCUUAAGAGAACGCAGACUUAAAUUGGCAAAAAAACUACGAACUGAAUCUAAGCCACAAGAAGAAUGACAUUUCUAUAAACAUCUCGUGCAACACGUGGUUGGCGAUCAAGAAACACACAUGCGUUAGAUGGAGAUGAGGUUUUGUUUGAAAAUUAGUCGUGACUUGAUGCCAUAAAAAGUUCCAUUUUAAACUGAAACUGGUAGUUUUACAAAAUUUCGUUUUGAAGUGCAAGGCUUGUUAUUUUUGUUAUACAUGUAUCUAAGUCCCUACAUUUUUUAUAUAUAAAACGUUUGUUUGAUUUAUAUUAACAUUGUAACAUUAUGUAACUUGUUAUUUUGUUAAAAUGUUUCAGUCACCAUAUUUUGUAGGCAACAUGUGUUACAUGUACGUAGCUAAAAUAUAUAAAACGUUUGUUAGAUGUACAUUACCAUUGUGACAGUAUGUAAUUGUUUUUAUUGUUUUGAUAAAUAGCUUUGUUGUACGUUUAAUAUUACCUGUACUAGUGUAUGUAUGUCAUUUUUGUUCUUAGUUGUCAAUCCUCUUUUUGUUAAAUUCCAAAAGAAAUAAAAUGCAUUUACAAAAUCACAUUCGCCAAAAACGCUUACUGGCAAAAGUAUUGAAGAAAACAAGAUUUUGUCAACGUUUUGAGCUACUUGAAAAACUCCAGUGUAAAUUUCAACAUCACGACCGUCAACAUAACAGGCUACGCUGAUAAUUGUUGGUAUAAGAAUUGAUUUGAAGUUAUAAUCGCCGGGAUUUGCUUGAAAGCUUCAUCUUGUGUUGAUAACUUUUCCUAGAUCAUUGAUCACAUUAAUAUAUUCCUGGUUUUGACGAAAGAAAACAUGACGGAUGUCAUUUGUGCUUGCAGGGUAUGUUAGAUAAGAAAACAAGCAUUGUCAGAACACGUGGAUUUUUCUUUCGGGUUUUUUCUUUGCAUUUGAUGUCUAGAUUAUCAUUGCUGUCAUAUCGCGCUGUUCUUCAAAUUCUAUCAUCUUUUCACAUGUUUACUCUUAAAAGAUAGCUACAGCUGUAUAAGACUAGACUUUGGAAUAUUGCUUGUCCUUAUGUGACCUUAGCUGUUGCGAUGAUUUCAAUGCUUGCAAAAACAAAACAAAAUUUUAAUAUUUUCAGAUAACAAUUUGUCACAUCCAUAAACUUAUCUACGUUGCAUAAUUUCUGUGAAAUUCUUUCCAAUCAGUCUUUCCAUAGAGCGAAAUACGUGCAUUCGUUGUACAUACACAGUUCAUUAAAAGACAAUGUCCCUUAAAGAGUAUUCAGCGAGACAUCACGGUGCCAAAUAAAUAAGUCAAUUUUACGGCAAUGUUUAAUGAUGAUAUCCCAAUGCAAAGGCAUAACACUACAGUUUGUGUACAAUUAGAAGAAAUGCCAUCCUCAAGCUACUAAACGUUGUUUCUACUCAACUUUACAGCGUCUGUCAGCAAUUUAUUAGUGCAUUGCGUGCACGUUGAUUUCUCGCGGAAGAUUGCCUAGUGAAAGAACUGGCUACUUCACUAAUCAAUUGAUUUUUCUUCGGCACGUUCUGGUCUUGCAGAGUUCGCUGAAGAGCGAUUUGAUCCGUUAUACUACUUGCAAAAUAUGUAUAUGUAGGAUUAGCAGAAUUCCUGUGAUUUCAUCUUUUUUCAAUUGAUUGGUUUUCACCGCUUUCGGUCAUUACCCACGACUUCCGUCAAUGACCUCCAUGGUGACGUUGUGGACAUAAAAGUCAAUAGUGCGCCGUGGUGCAAACUGAUAUCUGGAUAUCUGAAACAUACUAGUGUGUCAUUUUUUUUUCUUCGUAGCUUUUCUAUCAAAUUGGAAUGGUAAGAACUUUGAACACGAAAACUCAGAAAUAUCCAAAAACAUGGUUAUGAGAUGCUAUUGAAGGAAACAUUGCCAUUUGAUACAUAGAAUGUCUUGUAGAGGACAUAAGAAGGUUAACGCAAUCGAUUGUUGCUUUCGUCAUAGCCUUUGUUUGAGGAACUGAUUUCUGUGCACAGAUGAUUAAGUGGGUCAAAUGUCUUUGACCGCAUUACUUUCUCUCUCUCUCGGUCCAUGGUAAAUUUUGUAACUGUUGCCUCUGUCAGUUCUGACUGGACAUUCACAUCGUUUCUUUUGUCACCUGGGUGCCAUAAGUACAUUUUAUAUUUCAACUCUCGUGUAUAAUCGAUAGCAUUUCUCGGCCUAUACCACAAAUGUUGUUAGAAGAUAAUGACACAUUUCAACAUUUCACUCUUUUGUUAUAAGGACCGAAAUAAUCUCUUUUAGCCAUUCUUAACCGAAAGGCCAAACGAGAAAACUAUGCCAUGACGUAGUUUCUGUCGGCUCAAGAUGAAAUAUUCCAAUAAAAGAUUACUUGUCCAAAGCGGCCAAAAGGGUAUUGGCUAAACAACAUUUUCAAGUU